AUGGCCGCACCUCUGCCGACAACAGGCCGUCUGAGCUGGCUUUUCAUGCUUUGUGCGUUGAUUUUUAUAUGCUCAUUGCUGUGUGAGAACGGUGCUAGUUCGGUGAUAGUGUAUGAAAUACAUACCCUAUUAAAACAUCUGUGCAUCGGUGCUGGGCUCAUUGUCCCACAAUUGUUCCAAACAAUGGAAAUCUCACCGCCUCCUACAUCGCACUAUCCCCAGGGCUCUCUGGAAGCCCUCUUGUACAUGUACCCGACCAAGAAGCUCAAGGAGGAGAAGCAGAUGGGCAGGAUUGGCGGUAAAGCUUCGCAAACAAUCCAGUAA
Molecule: messenger RNA, 324 nt
Organism: Xyrichtys novacula (pearly razorfish)
Lineage: Eukaryota; Metazoa; Chordata; Actinopteri; Labriformes; Labridae
Source: the annotation of a GenBank genome assembly